AUGGGCGCUUCAUCGAAAAUAACGAGGUGAGAAAAUUUUACAAGAAAAAGUUGGUUUUUGUGCCUGUUUGAAGUGAAUCUUCGAAAAAAAUUCAUUUUUCUCCAGUAAUUUGAUCAUUCAGGUUAUGGAACACGGCCUGUUAUCGGGUCGGAAUUGCGGUCGCCAAAAAUCCAAUCCCGACAAUAGUCUUUUGCGUUUUGCUAACAGCAUUGGCCACGGCAAAAGUCGCUUUGACUGAGUGAGUUUUAGAGAAAGUUUGCUCUGUUGAGAAGGUUUUUUUGGGAGGGUGCUUUCCUGGGAAAAAAAUACAGAUUCAAGAGUUAAAUUUCAAGAUUCUUCUUGAUUCUUUAUUUAUAACCCUUUUUAGAACAUCUUUUUGACUCGAAAAUACCUCUUUUUUCGUAAAAUUUUUCACUUUUUGCUUCAAAACAGAGCACUUCCAAUCAAUUUUAGUCUGAUUUCAUUGAAAAUAAUCAAAUUUUGAAGCUUACGGGAAAAAAUUUUAGUGGUCAGAGGCUCGCCAAGGAUCACUUGGAGGGGACACUAAAGUGGCCGCUAUUUUCCGUUUUAGUGGCCACUUGAGUAGUUUUUCAUCCAGUAAUCCUUCCAGUAACUGUGAUAAUUUUAAAACAAACAGAUUGGACCAGUUAUGUUGAUCCACUGACCCCUAAAGUGGCCACUAGAAUUUUUAGCGGUCUAGUAGUGGCACUAAAACCUCUAUAGUGGCCACUAAUUUUUUACCCCUUAAGUGGCCACUAAUUUGACUACUAUAGUGGCCACUGAAACGUCAAAACCCUAUAGUGACCCCUGAAAAUUUUCACAGUAGCUUCAGUUUUUCAAUGAUUUUUUUUUCAUGGGAUAUUUCGAAUCUAACAGGUUUUUUAUCAACAGAGCGCAUUAGAAGCUUCAGAAAAAGCUUUUUCAGAGAGAAAACUUCAAAUUUAAGGGGUUGAAAUAAAAAUAUUUCAUUUUUGUAAACUUUAGGCAGGUUAGCGCCAUCGAUGGCUAUGCGAUGGACGACGCCAGAUCUCGAGAAGAAUUUUCAACCUUCCAGGUGAUUUUUCAUACCUUAAAAAAGUAUAUUGAUCUUAUUUCAGCAAUUCCUCGACUCGGACGGUCCAGGGAUCACUUUAGGGAUAUUGGUGAAAGCGACGGAUGGCGGCUCGUUACUCAGGGAGAAGUACUUGAAAGAGACUGUUGAGGUAAGAAAAAAAAUAAUUUUGGUCGCAUUUGGAAUGGCUUGCUGGGCGCGGCGGAGAAGAAUUUUUCGAUUUUUGGACUUCAAAUUUUGUCGUAUUGGGUAAGAAUCAGAAGAUCAUGUCCUGGGCUUCAAAUUUAUGUAAAAACUAUGGAAAUUGGUCGAAAAUGAGUAAAGCUAUGUGUUUUUGAAAUUCCUUAGUGCGAAACCCGUUUUUGAUCGGGCGCGUUCUUAAGUAAGAUAGUUUAAGUGAUUUAUUGGGUACCAGUAAGAAGAUAAUGCUCUCAGCUUUCUAUUGUCGUCAGUUUUUCCAAAAAGAAUUGAGAAAGAACAAGAUUAGAAGUGUUUGAAGUGGGAUCAUGCGAAAGUCAUUUCAGGUCGGGCGCAUAUCGGCAGAAGCCUUUCUAGGUGGUCUAGUAGAUCGCAAUUGAUAUAUUUUUGUCUUCCGUUAUCUAUUUUUCGAAGUUUGUUCUGUAUGAACAAGGUCUUGCCGUUUUGAAAUGGUAUCACGCGAAAGUCGUUUUUGGUCGGGCGCAUUAUGAAAGAAGACUUUUUGGCGGUCUAGUAGGUUGUAAUUAGUAUACUUCGUCUUCAGUUUUGUACUUAUUUUAAAUUUGCUCAACUUCGGUUCUCAAUGAACAAAGUUUUGCCGUUUUGAAAUAGUGCCAUGCGAAAGUCGUUUUCAGUCGGGCGCAUAUAGAAAGUAGCUUUUCUAGGUGGUCUAGUAGAUCACAAUUAGUGUAUUUUUGUUUCUAAUUUUUUUUUAUUGAGAGAGAUUUUUUCAAAGUUGGUUCCGAAUGAACAAGGUCUUACCGGUUUGAAAUGGUAUCACGCGAAAGUCGUUUUUGGUCGGGCGAAUUUGGAAGAAAGUCAUUCCGAAAGCGACAAAUAUCUUUAAUUGCACUUUCAAGAACUUCAGUUGGCCGAUUUUGUGUCGACGAACUUCAAACUGAACACUUCUGGAGUGAUGAGGAAUUUCAACGAGUUUUGCCACGGAUUCUGCCAAGCCAAUGAGCCCGUCGUCCAGUAUUAUGUGGGUUUUCUUUAUUUAGAAAGAUUUUAGUGAGUUUUCGAAGUUUUUCUGCGGAAAAGAGGUGCAUGAAUACGGCGAAAAUCCUUAAAAAUGUCCCAAGUAUGGCGCGAAAUCCAAAAAAAAGAAAUCAUCAAAGAUGUUCCGAACAUUGCUCAAAAUCCUGAACAAAAGCCCUCGAAAAUGUCCCAAAUAUGGUUCAAAAUCCGUAAAAUAAUGCUCCAAACAAUUUCUAGAUCUGUUUAUAUAGAUUUUUUUUUAAUAUUUGAAAGGUUGUAUCUAGAACUGAGAAAAAUGUUUGGCCACUAUAGGGGCUCGCCAAGGACUACUUGGAGAGGACACUAAAGUGGCCACUAAACCCACCUCUACAGUGGCCACUAUGUUCCGUUUUAGUGGCCACUUCAGUAGUUUUUCAUCCAGUAUUCCUUCCAGUAACUCUGAUAACAUUAAAACAAACAGAUUGGACCAGUUAUGUUGAUCCAUUGAUCUCUAUAGCGGCCACUAAUUUUUAACGCCUUAAGUGGCCACUAAUUUGACUACUAUAGAGGCCACUAAAACGUCAAAACCCUACAGUGGUCACUAAAAAUUUUUGGAAGCUUCUUUUAAAAUAUUUUCGAGGGUUUCAUACGAGUUCGAGAAAGUUUUAAGCUUAAUUUUUCGAUUUCUUGAUAAAAUUUUUGGAAUUAUAGAUCUUUUCUGUGCAGCUAUGUUUUCAGAUCGGGAUAGUUUUGAAAAGAAAAAGUUCGCAGAUAUUUUUUUAUGUUUGUGCAGUAAAACCAAUCAUAUUGAUUUUUUUUUUAAACUGAUUUUUGAGACUUUCGAGCCCCCCUCCUUUUUUAUAUUUUCAAUCCCAGUUCCGAGACAUUUCUGCGCUAUUUUAGAACGGCAUCCAACUCCUUGGAGCCAAUAAAACGGACGGUAUCUCGCAAAGGAUCGACCUUUCCUACCCGACUUCUAGCUUCUUCGGCCGAGAAUUUAGUCUUAUCGUGAGUUUUCGUUAUACGACGGCUAUAUCCCACCCCGGAGUGUCCUAUCACAGUACAUUCCCCAAUUAUUUUUUGGAGCGCAAAAUGCUGGGGUGGGAUUUAGCCGAUGUACGGUUUUCCUUAAAAAUUUAUCAUUGGAAUUCUGAAUAUUUUCAGCCGAAUUUUUUUGGUAUUGAACUGGAAGCAGAUGGCAAAACUUUAAAAUCGUCGACCCUGAUUCUGUUGUACUUCCGAGCGGAAAGACAUCGAGAUUGGACGACGAAAAUGGUCAAGGGAUGGGAACUCGACGUCAGGGACCAUUUCGCGAGGUUUUCUUUUGAACGGGUUCCUAAUUUUGAAAGUUUUUAGGUUCAAUUAAAGUUAUUAAGAGUUUUAAGUCCCCUCUACGGAGCCUGGGAGUUGGGGAGAACCCUCAAAAUCGAAAGGCUUGAAACUCGAAUUUUAAAAAAAUAAAGGGGGGGUGAAAAAAACGUCCCUUAGUCAGAUAUUUAUGAACUUUCAGAUAGUUCUAUGACUCCCAGAGAAUCACUAGCUUUUUUUGAAAAAAAUAAGGUUUUUUUCAGUGGCUUCGAAGGUCCUGGCUUCAGGAGAACCCAACUGUGAAAAAACUGAUUUUUUUUUUGUAGUAAAAAUAAUUUUCCGAGACUUUCAGCAGCUUUUUGGACUUUCUAGGGUUUUUAGAAGAUGAGGAUGAAUUUAAGACCUUUGGUGAUUUUAGGUCCUUUAGUUUACUGAUUUUUGAAAUUUACAAGUUUAGGAAAAUUUAGAGCUUUUAGAAAUUCCGGGUUUUUCGAAAACCGAAUAUUAAUAUUCAACAAAAAAAUUACGUUCUUCAGGGUUUUUUUAUGAGUUUAAAGAUGAUUACAAAUGAUGAAAAAAAGUUUUUCAAAAAAAUUGAAAAAUUACAGCUACCAAUCUUCGCUCCUCACUGUGGACGUCAUGUCACAAACCGUCGUUGAAAGUGGUCAGAAUACACAUUUUUUUUUUGGAAAAUGCCCGCGUUUUCCAGAAAUCGUCCGCGCUGGAAUGUCCCUACAGCCAUUCCUCGUCGUCGGAUUCGUGAUCAUGGCCAUUUUCUGCGCCCUCACGACGAUGGCCAGCGCCGUUUUCCUCUACUCCCAGAAACCGUCUUGGAACAAGGUUUAAAAAUGUCAUGGAAAAGUUGCUCUAUUGCUAAAUUAUUUUUCUGGGAGUUUUCUUGUUUUGUGCUUCAUACAAACAUAGGAAAUGUUUUACGGAGAAAAAGUUAAAUUUUUGAUUUGUCCGUGGAGCACUUUUGAUCAGUUUUUCGCGGCUUUUUUGGAUUUAUUCGAAAAAUAGCGUCAUGAAUUUUGAAUUUUUGUAAUUUUUUUUCUUAUUUUUUUUUUGGUACAGCUUGAAAUUUAUGAGGAAAACCCAGGUUUUUGGAUUAUUUUUGAACCGUAUUUGAAGAUUUAUUUGAAAAUAAUAACCAAAAAAUAGUCGUUAGGAGUCGAACUCGGAACCCUCAGAUCCAUAGCCAAAGAUACAUCUCACUAGACUAUGGAAGACUCAAUCUUUUCAGGUCGCCCUAGCCAUUAUCGCUUGCCUGAAUCCGUUCAUGGCCUGCGGCACGGCGUUUGGUAGGUUGAAAGUUUGUUCUGUAGAUUACGGUAGCUUUUUUUGAACUGUGUCAACGCUAGAGUGGUCCCUUUAGGGGCUAGGAGGAACAAAAGCCUUCGUAUGAAACAAAAAAGUGCCCCCUAUAGGGGUAAAAUUAGGCGGUCCUUAUAAGGGUUUAGAGUCUAUUCCUGAGCCCCUAGAUCUCAAGUAGUCCCUACAGGGCUUUUUUCGGAUUUAAGCGUGACCUCUAGAGUUUAGUGGUCCCUGUAGGGAGAAGUAAAAUGCUCCCUAAAGGGGAGCCAACAAAGGCCCUAAGGUUGCCCCUAGAGGGACCACUCUAGAGUUCCUAAGAAUACAGCUUGCAAAGCUUCUAAGAGCCUUUUCUCUCAAGAUUUGAACAAAAAGCGAAAAAAAACAGAAUUUUCAAGCGAUCCUCUUCUCAAAAGAGUUUUAACGAUAGAGCAUACUUUCCUUCACGAUACAUCCUUUUCAGGAGCUGUUUUCGCCCUCGGCGUCACUUUCAGCCCGAUCCUGUGCAUCACCCCAUUUCUGGUCCUCGCCAUCUCUGUCGAUGAUUCUUUCCUGAUGCUUCACGCCUGGAAUCGUCUUGAAGCGUCGAGAAAAGUUCCACUUGACAGGAAAACUCGCCAGAAUCAUAUGGCUGAGGUUGGAACUGCGGAAGGAAUAAUUAUGAUUUUCUGAAAAAAGUCGAUAGUUCUGGUGUUAAAGUCCAAGUUAAAGGCGAGAUUUAGAAUGAUUGAACUUUGAAAAUCUCCAAUUGGCUUUCUUAUAAGGCCUUCGAUUUUUAGUGAUGGGUACGGUAAUUUCAGCUCCCAAGGCUGGAAGUAUGUAUUAGCCAUAGAGCUAAGUUUCCUGAAGGUCUUUUGAAUCCUUGAACUUCGAAUGUCCUAUACAAAGUAAGUUAUUGUCUUUAGCCCUCUUUUGGGGUGAAAUUUGAGGAAAUCGCUUGAAAAAGUUGGGUAGUUCUGAAAAGUUGAAAGGGCGACUAUUCUUGACACGGCAUUCCCAAACAGGGGUGAAGAGACGUCAAAAAAAAAUUUGGCGCGAAAACGGGAAUAUCAAGUACGCAGCCAAAGGCGAUCGAACAAUCAAGUGAUUAACGUUUGAUACUCAGUGCAUUUUAUCCGGAGCGCGCAUUUACUUUUUUUUGUAAAUUCAGAAACUUCGACGUCUCGCUCACCUUCCCUCGCCCCAUUAAAAAUGCCGUGCUUGAAUUUCCAAGCUUUUGCUGAUAUUUUGGGCUCCAAUCGAUAGAUCUUGUUUUCAUAUAUCGAUUUUUGACCUCACGUAACACUCAGAACCAGCUGUAGACCUUUAAUAAAUUACUCAAUGGUUUUAAAUCACCUUUGCUAGGUUUUUUUUCGAGCUAACGGAAGUAUUUGCCAAGUGGUCAGUUUAGGUUCUGGUCGAGACCGGACCGGCCAUCACGAUCUCGGCUCUGACCAAUAUUCUCGCCUUUGGCGUCGGAGCGAUGACGUCACCUUCAGAAAUUCGAAUUUUCUGCUACGGAAACGCUGCUGCGAUUUUCAUGGACAUGGUCUAUCAAGGUGAAACUUGAUAUUUUCAGAAUCUUCAGGCUUUUCUGAGUCGUAAAGUGCUCAAAAAAGCCUCGUGGACAGCUCUUCUCCUCGAGACCUUUUUUUGGCAUUUUCCCAUGCUCCUUUAAAAAAUUUUCAACGAUUUUUUGAUUUUCCAGCAACUUUUUACACGGCCGUCAUGACACUGUUGGCCGAUGAGAAGGAGCAAACUACAAACGAGAAAAUUUGUCGGGUAAGUUUUCUCGUGAUUAUCAAUGGAGCGCAUUAGGAAUUGAAGUUUGAGCUUUCCAAUUUUUUUUAUGGUUCUGAAAUUGUUGAAAAAUAUUUUUUUGGAUUUUUUUAUCAUUUUAGAAGAAAAAAAGGUUAGUAAGUUUAAUGAAUAGCUUUUUGAUUACCAAUGGAGCAAACUUGACUCUUUAGUUUGGGAAUUUUUCGCAGCUAUUUUUUCUCAAAGUUCAUUCUUUUUUCACAGAUCCAAGACCAAAUGAAGGAGUUUGUGACGAAAUUCCUCCGUUCCUACAUCGAUUUCAUUUCGAAUACUUUCGUCUCGACCGCCAUCGUCGCCCUUUGGCUGAUUUUCAUCGCUUUUGCCGUUUUUGUGAGGAAUUUCUGAUUUUAAUGAUAUCGAAUUCAAAGCUUUUUUGGGAUUUUACAUGAAAUUUCGAAAAUGUUGAUUUUUUGUACGAAAAAUGGGUCCAAAAAGGGCGGGAAAUUUUUGAAAUUCGAUUUUUUUUUUCUGAGUUGAAAUUCAUUUCUGCGACCUCAUUAAGCUUUUGCGAUCUAUAAAGAAGCCGAAAACUUUUAAGAAAAAAAAAUCAGUUUGAAGAAAAUUUUCAACGCAAAGGUGCUCCAUGGAGAAAGGCCUUUUUUCACAUUUUCUAGAAAUUUUCUGCGAUUUUUAGAAACGCCAGAGUGAUUCCUAUAGGGGUUAGAGGGAAUAUCAGUCCCUAUAGAGGAUAAAAAGUGCUCCCUAUAGGGGUAAUAUUUGGUGGUCUCUGUAGGAUUUUAGAGUCUGACUCCUAAGGCCCGAAUGCUUGAAAAUUUUUUAUUCGCCAGGAUUUGAAAAUUAAAAAGAACUUGGAUCCUCUGUUGAUAUUAUUUCAUUCAAAAAACGGCAAUUCAUUAAGUUUUUGGCAUGAAAAUGCUUCUAGCAUCUCCCCUAUAGGGAUCACUUUUGCAAAUUUUAGUUCCCCAUAUAGGGGAGGUAAAAUGGACCCUAGAGGGGAAACUUCAGGGGCCACGAAAAAAAUCAAUUCAACAAAUUUUUGGCAUGAUAAGGCUUUUUUUCUGAUAACGACUAGCAUUACCCCUAAAAGGUAAGUGACCCUUAGAGGGAGCCUUCAAGGGCCACAAUAACGGCAAUAAACCAUUUCCUACACAUCCAGUCAAAUUAAGUUUUUGGUAUGAAAAUUCUUCUCUUCAUAACGACUAGCAUGUCCCCUAUAGGUAUCACUUUUGCAAGCUUCAGUUCCCCAUAUAGGGGGAGGUGAAGUGACCCCUAGAGAUAGACCUUCAAGAGCCGCUAAGGUUGCCCUCUAGGGACCUCUCUCGCGUUCCUGAGUUAUCAUCCAUUUUUUCCUCUGAAACGACGUUUUUCAGGGACUUACACACUUGUCGGUGAAACUGAAUCCUGGAAAGUUCUUCAUGAAAGACUCGCCAAUGAUCAGGGUAUCAUAAAUAACAAGUCUUCUAUAAUUUUUGACCGUUUCAAGAUGGAUCAUAUGAGAACCAACGACGUGGUACCGUACUACACGCCGGUUACGGUAGUCAUUAAUAAUCCCGGAGAUUUGUCGAAUGAUACGGUACUCGAAGGGCUGAACAACCUGAAGAGACGAUUCGAGUCGUUGCCCAACUCGAUUGGGCCCAAUAGCACGAAGUUCUUCUUGAGGUUGGUUGGAGUAGGAGAAUUGAGCUCAUAAGGGGACCCUUUUUCUGGGAUCAGGAGAUUUGGGCUUUAAGAGGUCCCUUUAGAAGGAAAGAUGGGCCAGAAGCUGAAAAAAAAAUAAUUUUUCGCUCAAAAAUUAACUGAUAGAAGAGUUUGAAUGAUUUCAAAUAGAUUGCUGAUUAUUGGAGCACGGAAACUAGAAUUUCGAGCCAUUUUUUCUGAUUUGACUUUUAAAGGUUGAGAAAAAUGAUAGAUAGCAUAUUAAUGAGAGAGAUUGCAGAGAAAUUAGAGGGUUCUUUCUAGUCUUAGUAGAUCUUUAGCUUAAAAAUGCCAAGUCUCACAAAUUUUUUCCUUUUUUCUGUUGAAUGAAUGCGUGGUCGCGAGGGGAAUGGCUCAAUGCGUGAGCUGCGGCCGACCUGAAACGGUUUUCGCGUGUUUGUAGCAAAAUUUACGGAAACUAGGGGGAAUCGCAACGCUUUGACCCAUUCCAAAUGCCACCGAAUGACGUGUAAGGUCUGGACAGUUCUGAUUUCUCUGGGCUUGCUACUCUCGUUUUUCUGAAAUCAUGACGGUGAGAGAAGAGAGCGCAGACGAGCCAGAGGGGCGGAUGAUGCUAUCAACGGCUUUUUUGUUAUUAAAAUAAAAUGCGAAACCAAAAACACGAUGGGCGGAGUCGAAACCAUCGCCGUUCCCACGUGACGUCAUGGGAUCGGCUCGAAAAUAACAGGACAUAUUAAAGGCGCAGGCCGUCGUAUUGCCAGAGGUCUUUGAGAGGAAUCGAAAAUUCUCUACAUAAAAAAAAUUUUCUGCGAGAAAGCGGCGCGGUGCAUGCACACGACACGCGACACUAUACAGAGGAAAAAAAAUGCCAGGGAAAAAAAAAAAGGUUUUUCAGCGACUUCAUAGCGUUCCGCGAGUCAGUGGACGAAGAAUCGGAAAUGGUCGAAGACGACGAAAAAACGGACAUUGAGAAGUUCCUCGAAUGGCCUGAAUAUUCGUUCUGGCGAGGAUUUAUGAAUAUCGAUAACAAGUCAGUGAAUAUACUUUUUGUUGGAGAGUUUAAAGGAGCAUAGGCGGGAUUUUUUUGUAAAGGUCUCGAGACGAUUUCAAGACUGUUAGCUCUUUGAAAACUCCAGCAAGGAUCCAACAGAAAUUCAUUUCAUUUUCUGAAUUUCAGAACAAAGACGGUGUCGAAAUUCAUGUUCUCAACGGGAUACCAUGGCGAACAAUUGAAAGAUUGGUCUCAGAGGGGAAAAUUGUUGAACGAAUGGCGGGCGGCCGUUGACGAGUUCAAGGAGUGGGUUUUAAGGAAUUUUAGGAGUUUUAGGGGUUUUUAGGGUUUGUUCAUCGUGAUUUUUGAUAUUUAGAGCCUUGAAGCUUUGAAAAAGUCAUCAAGGAUCUUGAAAAUCUUGGAUAAUAUUUUUGUUUUUGAAGAAAAUGAACUAGAUUCUCUCUAGUAGGAAUUUUGAAAAAACGGCGUUUUUCCAGACCAUUCAACGCGACCGUCUUCACCGAGGAUGCUUUCUUCUUGGAUAUGAUUGAGGUUUGAAGAAGUUAUCGCAUUUUAAAACCUCGAAAAAGUUCCUGACGAGGUCUAAAAGAAAAAAAUCACUUCCCGAGUUUUAUACCAAAAUCAAAGCAGAAAUGGGUUUCAAAAGUACUCAGACACCUGGGAUUUCUUUCCGCAGGUGAUCUUAGGAGAGAAAAAGAGAUGGAAGCGAAAAAUCACUAGCUCUGCGGGGAGGCGACGGGAGAUAAACGGGAGGUGAGCGGGACCGGUAAGUCCCUGGGAAGAAAACAGGCGUGAAACGGUGAGAAUACGCGAGCCGACGCUAAAGAUAGGGACCGCAAAGCCACGCCCCUUUUCGCGAUAGAAAAAGUGGCUUUUUUUUGGUUUUCAACUUUCAUUUUGUUGUAGUUGUAAAAUAUGUGGAACUGGCGAAUAAAAUUUGACACACAUGUACAGAAAAGCUUCCUCUUUCGUUUAAAAAAUAUUUCACGCUUUCUUGAUGCGUUCUCGCGGAAUGUCGUACAAAAACGUGAAUGGAACUAAAAAAUUUUGUAAUUUUUUGCUUUUUCAUGUGUUUUCAGGUCGAACGCACUCUUUCUUUUUUUAUAUAAUGAUUUUUGAUUCAAGUAACGGUAAUUUUGAAACAAUAAAAAUAAAAAAAUUCGUCUUUGCCAAAAAAAUUUUUAGGGAGUGCCGAAAGUCAUAAUUCAAAAUUAUCGUUAACAAGCGAAUAUAAUCGAGUUUUUUUGUUUUUUUCAAAAAUUUAGACCAUGGGCUUACUUAAAUUUUUUUCUCCACAGCAUAUGUACUUGAAAAAAGUUUUGUGAUACGCAAAAAAAUGCUCUUGAAACUAGAGAAUAAAAAUUAGCGGCGUUUAUCACACCGAAAGCGGUCGAACGCAGGUUUUUUUCAAACGAUUAUAUACAUUUAUUAGUAAAAAAAUCUUUCAAUUAAAAAGAAUAAAAUAAAAAAAUUCGUCUUUGCCAAAAAAAUUUUACGGGGCCGUUUUAAGGCAGCGAUCGUUAAAAGAGGCAAAAAGCACUGAAAAAACAGUUUUUUCGAAGUGAAUUUCCACGAAACGUUUGAGUAAAGAUUUGCGAACAUAUUCUGAUAAAAAUAGCUAAAUUACUUCAAGUUUUUCUUUUUGAAAUAGACAAUCUGUGCUAUUUAAACGGCUCAAGGGUAAGGCGGAUGGAAGCUCCCCGCGCUAGACCUGACAGCUUGGCGCAGUGCGUGCGCUGCGAUUUUUCAUUUUUAGGUCGCGAGUUCGAUACCCGCAAGCAUCAGUUUUUUGUUUUCUGCAAAAUACCGACUUUUUCGGCAAAAUAGCUGAUUAGCAUCAUUUUAGCACUCUAUUAUGAUUUGUUACAUCAUAAUAGACCAGUAUCAAAAACUUUUUCUAGAAGAAAAAAAUCGAGAAAAAAAUGUCAAAAAAAUGAAUAAUACUAAAAUUUUCAGUACUAAAAAAAUGGUGCGCGGCGCGCCACAUUUUUCGUCAUAACUUUUUUCAUCCUCAAUCUUUUUCGAAAAACUAAACGGUUCUGAGUUUUGAAUCGAAACAGCUAUCAAACCAUACAAAGCUCGAUGCUGAAAAAAAUUUUUUGAAAAUUCGUCUGCGGUCCCUAGCUAAAGAAUCGGUAGAAGAGCGGCAUGAAAACGGGAAUCCCCGGGGAGCCGAUAGGAAGGAAUUGGGAAAAAUACAUCAACACCCGCAGACUGCCCGUGUUUUUUGCUAACCUUUUUGAGAGCCCCUGUCAGUGUACUCCGUUUUCUCAGCGGAUACCUUUCUAUCGGCUUUCCAAAGACUCCCGUUUUCUUACCGAUCUCCUACCGAUUUCUUUGCGUCGGUUGUCCGAGGGCUCCCGCUUUCCUACCGAUCUCCUACCGAUUUCUUUGCGUCGGUUGUCCGAGGGCUCCCGUCUUCUUACCGAUCUCCUACCGAUUCCUUCCUAACGGUUCUCCGUGGAGGCCCGCUUUUUGACCGAUCUCCUACCGCUUCUUUUGAGUCGGCUUCCCACGGACGCCCGUCUUCUUACCGAUCUCCUACCGAUUCCUUUCUAACGGUUCUCCGUGGAGGCCCGCUUUCCUACCGAUCUCCUACCGCUUCUUUCGAGUCGGCUUCCCACGGACGCCCGUCUUCUUACCGAUCUCCUACCGAUUCCUUCCUAACGGUUCUCCGUGGAGGCCCGCUUUUUGACCGAUCUCCUACCGCUUCUUUUGAGUCGGCUUCCCACGGACGCCCGUCUUCUUACCGAUCUCCUACCGAUUCCUUUCUAACGGUUCUCCGUGGAGGCCCGCUUUCCUACCGAUCUCCUACCGCUUCUUUUGAGUCGGCUUCCCACGGACGCCCGUCUUCUUACCGAUCUCCUACCGAUUCCUUUCUAACGGUUCUCCGUGGAGGCCCGCUUUCCUACCGAUCUCCUACCGCUUCUUUCGAGUCGGCUUCCCACGGACGCCCGUCUUCUUACCGAUCUCCUACCGAUUCCUUCCUAACGGUUCUCCGUGGAGGCCCGCUUUUUGACCGAUCUCCUACCGCUUCUUUUGAGUCGGCUUCCCACGGACGCCCGUCUUCUUACCGAUCUCCUACCGAUUCCUUCCUAACGGUUCUCCGUGGAGGCCCGCUUUUUGACCGAUCUCCUACCGCUUCUUUUGAGUCGGCUUCCCACGGACGCCCGUCUUCUUACCGAUCUCCUACCGAUUCCUUUCUAACGGUUCUCCGUGGAGGCCCGCUUUCCUACCGAUCUCCUACCGCUUCUUUUGAGUCGGCUUCCCACGGACGCCCGUCUUCUUACCGAUCUCCUACCGAUUCCUUUCUAACGGUUCUCCGUGGAGGCCCGCUUUUUGACCGAUCUCCUACCGCUUCUUUUUGAGUCGGCUUCCCACGGACGCCCGUCUUCUUACCGAUCUCCUACCGAUUCCUUUCUAACGGUUCUCCGUGGAGGCCCGCUUUCCUACCGAUCUCCUACCGCUUCUUUUGAGUCGGCUUCCCACGGACGCCCGUCUUCUUACCGAUCUCCUACCGAUUCCUUCCUAACGGUUCUCCGUGGAGGCCCGCUUUUUGACCGAUCUUCUACCGCUUCCUUAGCGUCGACCGAUUCCCUACCGUUUAGCGCCCGUACUCUUCCCAGGAACCUAUCGGUUCGCUCACAUCCUGAUUACUUCCCCGCGGCUCUCCAUGAUCUAAGAAUUUUUUGUCCCACUCCCGCUCCCCCCACGUUUUCUCUUCUAAAAGCUCCCUAGGAAAAGGACCCCAGGCGUCUGAGUAUGAGUAUAGAUAAGCGCGACUCGACAGUUUUCCAGUGUCUGCGUCUCUCUGUUCCCUCACCGGCAAGUUUAGAGAAACAUGAAAAUAGCACGUCAAAAAGAGAGGGUCCCCCCGAGAGAUUAAGAGGGCGCAGAGAAAAAGGGCAGUUUCAAGUCGCGAAAACCGGAUCAUUAAUAUAUAAAAAAGGCCGAGUUCUAAAGAUUUCCAGAUGAUCCCCGCAAUAACCUGGCAAUCGACCCUGGCGACUUUUGUCUGUGUUUCCGCCGUCUGCUUUUUAUUCAUCGCCGAUUUGUUCACCGUUCUGAUCGUUUCGACCUCGAUUCUCGUCACUUGUAUAGGUUAUUUUUGGAAUUUUAAGAAAUUUGACUGGACGUGUAGGAAACGGUUUUGGGAAUUUAAUCCCAAUAAAUUUUAAGUUAGAAACCCUAACCGUUAUGGCCUAACGGCUUAAUGCUAUCUUGCUAAAUAAAAUCAAAUAAACGGGGUUUUGUUAGCUCUAUGGCUGAAUUGUCGGCUUCAAAAUGUUGAAAUUUCUAUUUUUUCCAUGGAGCGUAUAAUCUCAAUCACUUGCGGCUGUUUUUUCAUGAUUUUUGGCAGCUUAAUUUUUGAGAUUUUCUUGUUUUUAGUGACUGAUUUCUGCUGUUUUAAUGUUAUUUUCAAGGUUUUUUUCAGCUGUGAUUUUUUGAAAAGGAAUAAUUUAUCAAUAGGGCGCAUAAUCUUUUUAUUCAGUGAUUUUUUUUAUGAGGUACGUGCUAAAUCAAUUUUUUUUUUUCAAAACUUGAUUUCAAAAACUCAGAUCUUGCACGGAAAAAUCGACGUUCUUUAAGUGAUCACUAAAGGGACAAUAACUUCCCACUUAAGUGUUGUUUUCUUCUUCUUAGUGGUCACUUAAAUAAGGAUCCGAGUUCUGAGAAACUUUUUUCGAAAAUUGAAUUUUUUUCAGGCGUUUUUGGGUACCUAGCCCUAUUCGGAGUGUCACUUGAUCCAGUAAUAAUGUCGAUUGCAAUCAUGUGCAUCGGAUUCAGUGUCGACAUCCCUGCCCACGUCUCCUUCCACUUCUACGCAGCUAGUAUUUUCAACGUCAAGAUUCUGAAACAUCAAAAAAUGGAUUCAGAAGCGAAAACGGCGCAGAGAAGAUCGGCGCCGGCCCAAAUUUCCGCCAUCGACUUGGUGGAUUCCAAUAAAACCAUUUCUAUGGAACCCGAAAUGAGCUUCAGGGAGUGGUAGGAGAUUUUAUGAAAUAUAGGCCAUUCCGCUUCUUUUCAGCCUAUCGAGUACCUUGACGUCCGUCGGCUUCCCGGUGAUCCAGGCCGGCGUUUCGACCGACUUUUGCGCCCUACCGCUCGCCUUUCUGGAUCUCUACAUGGCUCGGGUAUGGUCUUGCAAUAAAUUUAUUGAGCCGCGACGCGACCGCAACGCGCCCUCAUUUGAAAACUAAGCCGCGAAGCGACCGCAACGCUUCUUCAUCAGAAGAAUGAGCCGCGACCGCAACGCUUCCUCGUCGAAUAAAAUUAGCCGCGAGGCGACCGCAACGCUUCCUUGUCAGAGAAAACGAGCCGUGACGCAACCGCAACGCGUCUUCUUCAAAAUAAGCCAGCCGCGACGCAAUCGCAACGCUUUCCUGUCGAAAUAAACAAUCCGCGACGCGACCGCAACGCUUCCUUGCCGAAAGAAAUGAGCCGUGACGCAACCGCAAAGCGUCCUGUUCAAAAGAAGCUAGCCGCGACGUAACCGCAACGCGUACACGUUAAAAGAAAUCGACCGCGACGCAACCGCAACGCUUUAUCGUCAUAAAAAGCAAGCCAAGACGCGGACCGCAAAGCGUCUUUCUCAAAAGAAGUCAGCCGCGACGCGACCGCAACGCUUUAUCGUCAUAAGGAGCAAGCCGGGACGCAACCGCAACGCGUCCUCGUCAGAAGAAGUUAGCCGCUACGCGGACCGCAACGCGUCCUCGUCAAAAGAAAGGAACCGCGACGCGACCACAACGCUUCCUAGUCAAAAUAAAUGAGUCGCAACACUUCCUCGUCAAAAUAAAUAAGUCGCAACACUUCCUCGUCAAACAAAAUAAGCCGCGACGCGACCGCAACGCGUCCUUCUCAGACUUAUCUUAAAACUAGUGGGAAUUCGCAAAUUUUUUUGAGUAACUUUUCAAAGACUCCUAAAGAAAAAAACUUUCUUUUCCCGAAAAGAAAUCUCUUGAGUAAAGUCAGGAGAUUUAAAGAAGGUCGCUAGGGUUUUUCAAUGGAUCUAUGGGCUCAAUAAGAACCUUUGAAAAUAUCUAAAUGAAAAACGAUUUCACUUAAAAGGAAUUUUAAUCCUUUCAGAGAAAAAUCGGAUCAAAACAGACUCCAAAUGAUUUCUAUUCUGAACUUGGAAAAUCCUAACCUAUUUCCUAUUAUUUAUUGAAACAAGUUCUGAAAAAUUCUGAAGGUUUUUCAGAUGUUUGCCGCGGCUCUGACCCUCUGCGUCUCGUUGUCUCUACUACACGGCCUCGUCAUAAUCCCAGCACUUUUAUCAGUUUACUACAAGUUAAAAGCGGUGAUAACGUCGAGAAAUCGAAAAUGA
Caenorhabditis auriculariae is the source of this 15579-nucleotide messenger RNA. Lineage: Eukaryota; Metazoa; Nematoda; Chromadorea; Rhabditida; Rhabditidae. The record is from the annotation of a GenBank genome assembly.